Messenger RNA from Nicotiana attenuata, 1098 nucleotides. RefSeq names its product MADS-box protein SOC1-like. NCBI's taxonomy places the organism in Eukaryota, Viridiplantae, Streptophyta, Magnoliopsida, Solanales, Solanaceae. Gene Ontology annotation, cellular component: nucleus. The transcript is spliced from 8 exons. The record is from RefSeq and is a predicted model, not a curated record. Gene Ontology annotation, molecular function: DNA-binding transcription factor activity, RNA polymerase II-specific; protein dimerization activity; RNA polymerase II cis-regulatory region sequence-specific DNA binding. Gene Ontology annotation, biological process: positive regulation of transcription by RNA polymerase II. Bases 194 to 853 code for a protein of 219 amino acids.
CUUUCCAUUUUGAUAAUAUAUAGUACCACAAUUUGGGGCUGAGAAAAGAGCAAAAUUUGCACCUAUUACCCUUUCAGGUUGUUCUUCCACAUACAAACAUCAGAUUUGGGACUUCCCCUUUUUAGCUUCACUUCUAUAUUUCCUCAUACCUGCAACCAAAAAGCUUCCUGAUUUUUUGCCAAUUUUAAGAGAGAUGGUGAGAGGAAAAACUCAGAUGAGGCGUAUAGAGAACGCGACAAGCAGGCAAGUUACUUUCUCUAAACGCAGAAAUGGUUUGCUAAAGAAAGCAUUUGAACUUUCAGUACUUUGUGAUGCUGAGGUUGGUUUGGUUAUUUUUUCUCCAAGAGGAAAGCUCUAUGAAUUUGCCAGCUCUAGCAUGCAGGAGAUAAUAGAGCGAUAUAAGAGGCAUACUAAAGACAAAGUUCAACCUGAAAACCAAGUUGGGGAACAGAAUCUGCAGCAUAUGCAGCAUGAGGCAGCAAGUUUGAUGAAGAAGAUAGAGCUCCUUGAAGAAUCUAAAAGGAAACUCUUAGGAGAAGGUCUGCAGUCCUGUACCCUUGGAGAACUACAACAGAUAGAAAAACAAUUGGAGCGGAGUGUCAGUACCAUCCGAGCACGAAAGAUUCAAGUUUUUAAGGAACAAAUUGAACGACUAAAAGAAAAGGAAAAAAUCCUUGCUUCUGAAAAUGCAAUACUGAGGGAGAAGUUUGGUGACCUUCAACAGAGACAAGGAUCAAGUGGAGAAAAGGAAGGUGAAGCUCUUUGUACAGAGAGUAGUGAAAAAUCAGAUGUGGAGACUGAAUUGUUCAUCGGACCACCCGAGUGCAGAAUAAGGCGUCCCUUACAGAAUUAAUAUUCAAGGGUAUAUAACCAAUUGUGGAAAUAGUCUUCAUGCUAAAUAAUUGUGCAUUUUUUAGCAAGCAACUAAUAAGACAUGUUUCUUAGGCGCAGCUGAUGGAUCUUUUGAUCACUUCUGAGAUGGUUUGUACUGGGAUGUGUAUUAUAUUUUCCUUUGAUUGACACUCUUAAUUAAUAAGCUCCUCUCGCUAUGAAAUUAAGCACCUGUUUAGCUGCUUUCAUAUUUGCGGGAUUAUGUUC